This is a messenger RNA of Cuscuta campestris, 1069 nucleotides long. NCBI's taxonomy places the organism in Eukaryota, Viridiplantae, Streptophyta, Magnoliopsida, Solanales, Convolvulaceae. The record is from the annotation of a GenBank genome assembly.
GUCUAGAUCCGUCCCUGGCUCGCUGAAGAGGACCGUUGGAGAGGACCAUGGAGAGGACCGCUGGAGAGGACCGCCGUAGAGGACCGCGAAGAUGACCGCCAGAGAGGACCGCCGGAGAGGACCGAGGAGAGGACCGCCAUUGCCGUCCGUGGCUCGCCGUAGGAAAUGGGAGCUCGUCGGAGGGCCGCCGCUGCUGGAAUGGCUCGCCGGAAGAAGUGGGAGCUCGCUUCUUCCGGGCCAAGGUUCGCCGGAGUGGACAAUUGCAAGUGGUAUGGCUCGCCGCUGGAUCGAUGCUAGAAUGGCUGUGGUUCGCCGCUUGGUCCCGCCGGAGGUGAAGCACGCUAGAGGGCUCGCCGAUCUGGGAGGAUGCUCACCGACCCUGGUGGAGGGUACUGCCGCCGGCCCUGUCACUUGCUCGCUGCUCGCCGGAAAGAUCCCCGCGGUCCGCGGCUCGCCGGCAGUCCAGACUCUAGCUCGCUGCCGAUGGAAUGGCUCGUCGGAAGAAGUGGGAGCUCGUCGGAGGGCCGCCGCUGCUGUCUGUGGCUCGCCGGAAGAGGGAGCUUGCUGCCACUGUCUGUGGCUCGCCGUAGGAGGGAGCUCACUGCCUGCUCUUUUCCGAUUUGAGGACAAGAGGAAAGGGGCUGCCCUCAUCUUUUUUUAUUUUGACUUUUCUCUUCAACCUCUCUCUCUCCCUUGCUUUUGUUCCCGUCCCCUUUUUCAUUUUUUUACUUUCUCUCUCACUUUUUCUCUCCAUUACGGACUCGGAGCACAAAAGUUUUUUGUGACCGGGUCCCACGGGUGGCGCCAGUGAUGGAAACCGCUUUUUCGGGGCACUGCACCAAAUAGCGAAAUCCGGAAAUUAAAUAAAUAAAUAAAGCGGAGAGAAAGUAUUUAUACGUGGAAACCCAAAUCGGGAGAAAACUACGGGCCUUUUUAGGCAGUGCCAUGCCAAAGGGGAGGAACUUUUAUUAAUCUCGAGGGAAUUUACAUAUACAUCAUUGUAUAAGCUUAGAGCCAUUAAUGGAGCUCCAAGCUUAGAGAAGAAGAAAAAUGAAGAAUAGUAGUAAGU